AUGUCGACAAUAGUUGCGCAGUCUCAUUUUAUCUUCGGUCUGCGGACAGGUGUGAGCAACAACUUGUGUUUCUUCGACGAGCACACUGUCGUUUUCCCCAGCGGAAACAGCUGCGUGUGCUACAACGCUGCCCAAAGAUGUCAGAAGUUCAUUCCAGGCUCGGAGAAAAGCCGGGGCAUGCGCGCGCUGGCCAUCAGCGCCAACCGGCGUUACCUGGCGGUGUCGGAGUGCGGCGAGAGGGCCACCGUCACCGUGUUCGACCUGCAGCACGAGCAGGGCAGGAAGAGGAAAGUUCUGACCGCGGCAGACGCGCUCGCGCGGGACUUUGUAUGCGUGGCGUUCUCCCCCGACUCCAAGUACCUGGUAGGCCAGACGGGGGGCCCGGAGUGGAUGCUGAUCUUGUGGCUUUGGGAGAAACAGAAGGUUCUGGCAACGGUGAAGACCAGUGACCCAAACAACUCCGUUACCCAGGUCAGCUUCAGCCCGUACAGCAACACGCAUCUUUGCGUGAGCGGACGCGGCGUGUUCAAGCUGCUGCGCUACUCGGAGGGGUCCCUGAAGCAGAGCGGCGGCCCGAAGGUGGAGUCCGUCGACAUCCUGUGUCACACCUGGGCGUCCGGGGAGCGGGCGAUCGCUGGAACGGACAAAGGCAGGCUGCUGGUGUUCGAGUCCGGAGACCUGCGAGGAGAGAUCAACGUGGCUUCCACGGCCGCGCAGCAUCAUUCUGACAGGCAAGUGCACUUGAAGAAGAUCAGAGGCAAUGACGUGGGAGAAGGUCCUCGCAUCACAGCCAUUCUGUCUUACUCCAAGGGCUUUGCGUGCUCUUUGGGGCCCGGCGCCGUCUGUCUUUUUGAGAAGACCGAGGAGGACGGUUAUAGAAGGAGCAGGGAGAUACGGAUCCCACCAGACCCACGCAGCAAUGAGCUGACCCCGGCGGAAUGCCAGGAGAUCGACACCAUGUGCAUCAGUCCAGCAGAGGAGACUCUGGCCAUCAGCACAGACAGAGGGCAGCUGUACAGCUUCAGCCUCUCCUCUGUGGAGAUCCACAAGAAGGAACAUUUUGAGUUCCUAUUGCAGUCCUUCCACUUUAAGUCCAUCACUGGUUUGUCCGUCUGCAUUAGAAAGCCCCUGGUGGCCACCAGCUCUCUGGACCACUCUGUUCGCAUCUGGAACUAUGAAACAAAGUUGUUGGAGCUGUACAAGGAGUUCCAGGAGGAGGCGCACAGCGUGGCACUGCAUCCCAGCGGCCUCUUCAUCCUGGUGGGCUUUUCAGACAAACUCAGGCUGAUGAACCUGCUCAUCGACGACAUCCGCACCAUCAAGGAGUUCACUGUGCGCAGCUGCAGAGAGUGUGCUUUCAGCCACGGUGGCCACGUGUUUGCGGCAGUCAACGCAAACGUCAUCCACAUCUACUCCGUCACCUCUUUUGAGAACAUGCUCAAUCUGAAGGGCCACAAUGGGAAGGUGCGAGGCAUUGAAUGGAGCCUGGACGACACCCGGCUGGUGUCAUGCGGGAUGGACGGCGCCGUGUACGAGUGGAACACCCACACUGGCAAGCGUGAGUCUGAGAGCGUCCUCAAGUCCUGCAGCUACACAGACGUCGCCUUCUCUUCAGACUGCAAGACCAUCCUGGCCGUGGGAUCGGACCUCACACUGAAGGAGAUCCAAGAUUGCCAGGUCCUGAAGGAGGUUCCGGCUGAUGAGGUUGCUCACACCGCCUUGGCGGUGUCUCACUCUGGCAGGGUCGUGUUCACCGGGACUUCCAGCGGGACCAUCAGAGCCAUUAAAUACCCGCUACCUCUCCAGAAGGAAUGGAUCAUGUACCAGGCUCACUGUGGCCCCGUCACCAAGAUGGUGAUCACUUUUGACGAUCAGUUUCUGCUGACGGUGUCAGAAGAUGGUUGCCUGUUGAUGUGGAAGGUCAUCGACAAGGAGGGCCGAGGACUGAAGAGCAACAGGCAGAUCGUCCACACUGAAGAGAUCCUUGUCACCAAGUCAGACCUGGAGGAGAAGACCCAGAACAUGCUGGAGCUAAAGAUGCGUCUGGAGGAGCUGCAGAUGGAGAACGAGUACCAGCUCCGCCUGAAGGACAUGAACUACAAUGAGAAGAUGAAGGAGCUUUCUGACAAGUUUACCCAGCAAAUAGAAUCUCUGAAAACAAUGCAACAGGCCAUGAAGACAGAGAUGGAAAAGCAGGAACAAGAGCACCAGGAGAGCUCAACAGAGGCCACUGUGAAGCACUCACUGGAGCUGAAGGAUUUAGAGUUAUCCUACAGCCAGAAGCUGAUAGUGGAGCACAAGAGGUACCAGGAUCUUCAGCAUGAAUAUCAAAGUAUGCAGGGAGACUCUCAGAAGCUGCUGAAGGCGGCGGAGGAGAGCAAAGUCCAAUCCCUGGAGGAGCUGACGCAGCUCUUCGAGGCCAAGCUGCAGGAGAAGACUCAGCUGCUGGUUCAGUAUGAGGAGGAUGCCCAGCAGCAGGUCCGUGAGUUCAAGGAGUUCACAAGGCAAGUGGAGGAGGAUGAGGGGAGGUUGAUCCAUGACAUCCAAAUCAAUUAUGAGAAGAAGUUGCACGCCGAGAGAGAGACCAACGCGAACCUGAAAGGAGAUUCGAGUCUCAUGACGCAAAAGCUCUACAGUCUGCAGAGACAGAUCGAUGACAGGUGCGCAGAUAUAAACCAACUGAAGCAGGAGCGACUCAGGCUGCUGGGGUUGAUCCGCUCCCUGGAGAGCGACGUUGAGGACCUGAAGCAGCAGAUCUCUGGACACGAAAGCACCAACCAGGACAAGGACCAGACCAUCUGCAGCUUGAAGAAGAAGAACCAGGAACUGGAGAAGCUGAAGUUUAUUCUCGAUUUCCAGUUGAGCGAGUUGAAUAACAAGACUGAGACUCAACAAGAUGACAUCAACGAGAAGAGGGAGCAGAUCCAUCAGCUGGAGGAGGAACUGGUGCAAAUCGACAAGAGCAACACUCAGCUGAAGCUCAGCAUCUCUGACCUGGGGCUCAAACUGAGGACCAAAGAUAAGGAGAUCCAUAAGGAGAUGCUGAUAGCGAAGGACCUGGAGACGCAUCUCCAGCGGCUCAAGUCGGACCUCCACGACUGCGUCAGCUUCAUCCAGGAGCCGAGGAAACUACAGGAGAGCGUGCGGACGAUCUACGCCAGCUACGUAUCGCAGGCCGACGUGGUGAAGAAAAGCAGCGUUGACGAGGAUAUCCAGAAGGCAUUCGGUCGCCAGCGUGACUACCAGGAGAAGAUCGUUAACGGGCUCAAGACGAGGCUGGCCAAGUCGGCUGCGGAACACGAGAAAGUCUACGUCAGGAUGAUGAAGGAGAAAGAGACUCUGUUCACCAAAAUCAACGAGCUGCGCAAGGAGCUGCACUUGGCGAGGGCCGAAGUCAAAGAUCACAUGGCUCAGCUGGCCGACCUGAAGAGGUCCCAGAUUGCAGGAAGGGCCUCAAAAAAGGGGGCCGAACCUGAAGGCGACAACUAA
This is a messenger RNA of Cyclopterus lumpus (lumpfish), 3489 nucleotides long. It is a transcript of the gene cfap57, whose product is annotated as cilia and flagella associated protein 57. Gene Ontology annotation, molecular function: protein binding. The coding region runs from base 1 to 3489 and encodes 1162 amino acids. The transcript is spliced from 21 exons. The record is from RefSeq and is a predicted model, not a curated record. NCBI's taxonomy places the organism in Eukaryota, Metazoa, Chordata, Actinopteri, Perciformes, Cyclopteridae.